Molecule: messenger RNA, 2797 nt
Organism: Fundulus heteroclitus (mummichog)
Lineage: Eukaryota; Metazoa; Chordata; Actinopteri; Cyprinodontiformes; Fundulidae
Product: zinc finger protein 185
Exons: 8
Coding region: 665-2401 (578 amino acids)
Source: RefSeq, a predicted model, not a curated record
GACAGGUUGGGGGCGGGGAGGUGGGUGUUAAAGUAUCACUAGCAGUCUGCCAGCCGCCAAAGACGCAGAGGAGGCUCGACAUCAUCCGUCUGGACGACCCAAGCUGACUGGAACAGGUGAGAGCAGCAUAUCCUAACCCACCCCCCCCAAAAAAGAGCAAAAAAAACAACCCAAAAAGCGGGCCUCUUUACAGCGGUCCUGCUCUCGGGUUCGCAGACUUCUUUUCACCGCUCAUUAGAACGUCUAAAUUGGCUUAAUUUUCAAUGCAUAGCAAAAUCUGACCCGGUUAAUUGGUGCUGGCAGAUCCUUAUUUAGAUUCAUUAUAAGAGAUUAAAAACCAAGCAAGGGUCAAAGUGUUAACAGCUACUCCAAAAGGGAAGACAGAGAAGAAGUGACAACGCCAGACAACGUAAAUAAAAGGCCAGGGCAGAUAUCUCAGAGUGGAGGGAGAACAUGGUUUUGUUUUUGGAAGAGUAGAACGUUGUUUCCGACCGAGCUGUGGUGAGGGUGAAACUUGUUUUCAAUGAGGGAAGAGGUUUUGCGAGUUGUGGCUCAUUAAACCGAUGCAACCUGGAAAAAAAAAGCAGGCAGGAAAGGAACACAGACAGCUUGGUUCAUUCAAACUCUCUCGUCAUCUCUCCAGGUCGACUGCCGUAGGAACGUCAUGUCAAAAGACGUCGACAGACAGCAGGUGUUGCAGAACAUCAAGGUCCGCAAGGCACGCAAGAAGGACGGCAGCUGGAUCCAGACGCCUAAAGAUGCCGAUGUGACUCCUGAAGUGAAACAGAAACCUGAUCCAGCCAGAAGGAGUUCAUACGUCCUGGAGGCGAUCAAAAAAUUUGAGAGUUCAGCUAAUGAGACAAAUGAAGAGGUCGAUCCUGCUAAAGACGACGCACCUCCUGAGGAAACGAAAGACAACACCACCAGAGAUGCGAAACUCAAGCCUCCAUCAGAAGAGUUGAUUAAAAGGCCAAAGACACGAGAGCAAAAGCCAAUCCGAAACACAAACGGAGAAAACAAGCAGGCGGAAGCAGAAGCACCAGCUGGCAAAUCCAAUGGAGAGCACAACAUGGUGCCUGCAAAUGUCAAUAAGGAGGAACAAAUCCGACCAGCUCCUGAAGCAAGCAAAAACGUUGGUGCAGCAGAACCGCCACCUGCCAAAAAAACGGCGGGGGUCAAGGGAACAGUCGCUACAAAUGCAGAUGACCCGGUUUCCAGUGACCCUCGGGUGAAAGCGAUCGCCACAGACACCGCAGCGGUCCCCGUUAUUCCCGCGGCAGUGCUGCAGCCUCAAGAGUACGCUUUGAUCAGAGCGGAGCCAGCAAACACAAGUAGCUCGGAGGACGGAGGGGAAGUAUCCGUGCCAACUACAAAGGGGAAUCCAGAGAAAACCCUGCAGCAGGAGACAAAAGGAGAAAUUGUAUCCGCCGCCUCUCAGCUUACGGUGGAGGAUUUGCCUGAGAGCGCCGCUGCUCCAGAUGAAGGCGCUUCUCUCCAAGCCAGCGGGGAAUCUGACAUGCAGUUUGAAUCAGCGAGCAAGUCGCCUACUCGGCCUGCCAAUGAAACACCUGCAGAGGGCAUUUUGAAAAAGCACCCCCCAGAACAAGAUAACAAAGAAUCCGUUGAAGACGAGGUUGGGGCUCAGGUGGAAACCCCCGAUGUUGAUAAUGCAACACCCGGUGAGGGGUCUCCUCCAGUUAACAGCGUGCAACCCGCCAUCCAUCCCAUGCCUGACUCGCACGCCGCUGAAGGCGUCGUCAUAGCUGUGAAGUAUGAAGUUGACCCAAUGGCCACAGACGAGCCGCUCUUCGAAAGCAGGACGGAGAAGGCCGCCGAGGCCGAGAUCCGGUCCGUCGCCAGUACCGCCGUCGGGCAAAAUGUCGAGCCAUCACCUGAAGAUGAGGUCCGUCACAUGGAUUUGAAAAUUGAAGACGCUCUUACACCCAUGCACGCUGGGGAUGCUGAAACUGUUAGGGGCGCUUCGGCUUACGGAGCCGUUGAUCUGACAAAUGCGACAGACGUGAUGAAAGCACCCGGCGAAAAAGCUGCUCCCGUAACUGAGGAGUCAGACAAACCUCAUGGAGGGGAGCCGAAACAGCGGCCUGAUGAUACCGAAGUUGCCGAAGGGCUUCAAAAGCCCAGAGAAGCGGUAAAUUCUACCAAAGCUCAUAACAGAUCCAGUGAUGGAAAACCUUUGUGCUCUUACUGCGACAAAGUCAUCGAUGGAAAUACCAAGAUCACUUUGAGCGAGCCACCCGUUACAUGCCAUCCAGAAUGCCUCAAGUGCGGCGUUUGCGCUAAGGCCCUGGGAGACUUGCAAGACCGUAUUUUCUCGCAGGGCGACGUGAUCAAAUGUGGCGACUGCUUUGAGAGAUCGUUUCACAAAGCUCACGGUGAAUAAUGCGCUCCCUGGGAAUCUCACCAGCCAUGGCCCCUCCUGCUCUGUAUGCUUUUUAUUUCAUUUUUUUUUAAAUGUUUUUCUUUACUGAAAAGGAUCACUUGGUGUAACGUGUUAAAAAGUUGUGUAAUAAAUAAAAUAAAAAGUACGUAAUUUACAAAGAUGUACGAAUAAAAUGCUCCACAAUCAGCAGAAAGUACUUUAAUGCCACAUACAUUAUAUGAUUAAAAUAAAUUCAAAGAUCAAAUCAUUUCAUUAGCCUUAACUACAAAUGAGCACACACAGCGCGUGUCAGCUGCCGAGCAGUUAUUUUCAUUUUGACCUCUCUGUUGCUUAUUUUAGGUAUCAUGAAGACAAUUCCUCACAUUUAACAGAAAGGUGGUGGGGGGAGGGGGGGGG